GCAAAUCUGUUUUCUUUCUUCUAACGCAUGUUGAACGUGAUUAAAUCAUCCGUUCUUUGUAACCUUGAGCUCGCCCUUUCUAUUGCGUUUUGCCAAUUCUUAUUAACUACUUGGGCGCGUUAUUACUGUCGGAAAGAAAGACACAACCUAAUGUCAGCUAUACUACAUAAACCCAGUGAAGAUUGCUCGCAGAUCCAGCUAACUCUUACACGAAUCAAGGCGCUGCCAAUCUGACCACUGGCUAUGCUGUCCAUAUGUAAUCGUCUCUAUUCGGUACCGAGCCGAUAUCGGUCUUCCUGUCGGCGCUGUGUCCGUGUGUGUGCCUUUGACGAAAACGUUCCAAUGCAGCCAUCAGUGGCGCCACCAGCUACGAACUCGACAGAAUUGACGACAGCGGGCGGCACCGCGCAGCGCAAUGAAACGCGCGAAAAUUCAAACCAUCGCGCCAUAUUCAAGCAGGUUAUCAACAUACUUUAGCCGCUAUCCACACAACUACUAUUGUGCCACCGUUUUAUGGAGUGCAUUGAGCAGAUUCAGAUCUUAGUCGCUGAUCUGAAGCGAUCUAAAGUCAAUCCGGGUCGGGGGCAGCAGCAGAAAUAGCGUCGGCAGUAGCAGGUGCACCGUUAGCGUCGUUGACUGCAAAUGCCUUCCGUCGUCAGCAAUCGACGCUCCAUCACUGUCGUGACUUGAACAACAACGCGGCUCAGUUUCAGUCUAGCGAUAACUGUAGCAGCGCGUAAGAGUAGAAACAGUAACGGUCAGUUCAUCCGUCUGUCUGUUUAUCUGUCUUGGGCUCGAUUGUGUGCCUGCCUGCCGUUUGCUCGUUUCUUCUUUGGGACGGCGGCAACGGCGACGGCCGCGCCGGUCGGUUUUUCAUUAAGGGAGAGAAAAUUGUUUGAGAGAGAGAAGAAGGUAUAGAGCGAGAGACGCAUGCAGUUGCAGCAGCACCAGCAGCCGGAGAAGAGUUUGGGCUACUAUUGCGACCAGGACUCACACAAAAGGCACACCUGGUUAGACAAUCAGAGUUUGGAAUGCCUUUCGAUUUGUUACCGUAUUUUGGUCUGCUUCUGUUGUUGUUGCACAACGAGUUGGCGUGAAGAUCAGAGUUCAUUGGCAGUUUCGCCUGUAGCGGGCGCCUGGAUACUCACCAAGGUUGUGUGUCUGGCCGUCUGUUCGAACAGGCUCUGUUUUGUCGGCCUGAGUCCGUGUCUACUAUUCACGCAGCACCAGGAGAAUACCCACUGCUGCUCCUCCUGCUGCUGUGUUGUGCGUGUUCCGUGAGCGUUUGUGUUCACGACGCCUCCGAUUUGUUGUGGCGUGUGUUUCGUUCGUGGGAGCUGCUGUUUGCUGCUUGUGAGUGAGCGUGUUGUGAGCGAGAAGGCGGUGCUGAAUCGGGGCAGACGGUCAAACAGCUAGUCCGCCCCAGGGGGGCCACCUUCUUCGUUGUCGCAUAGCGUAGACGGUUGCAGAUAGCCCCAAAAAACAACACCAAGACGGCGACAGAAUCCCGAAAAAGCAACACAACAAAUGCCACAAAAUUAAACAGGCGACGAGAACUCUUCGUUGGGAGCGUUCUUUUGUAAGCGCGACGAGUGUUAUCAGUGAUUUCGAGCGUCUUCCGAAGUGGCGGUUACUCAGUGCGUGAGAGCACAAGAUGUAGCGAUCAGCUCCGCCAGGCACAUUUACGUAUGUUGGCCUGGAGGACCCAAAAUCAAAACAGCAACAACGACGACAACGACAGUAACAAGGACAGCAACGCGAGAAACCAGUAAACAACGGUGCUGUUACUAGUGAAUGUAGCUGCCGCGGUCGCAACUUGAGUUCUUACUGUACACCUCAGUAUUUUGUUAUGAUUUAAUAUUUAAUAUCAGUAUAUUGUUAUUAUUGCUACUAUUGUUAAUAAGCAGCAAAUAAUACCACUCAGACUGGGUAUAGCGACGCCGCUCGUGCUCCGGUCAAAAAGUAGAAAACAGACUGCCGCGUUUGUACAAAAGGUAGGCGUAAGCAAUCGUCCAACGAGGCCACAUACGAUACUCGCCUAGCAUCUCUCAGAAGAGCUGUUUAUGGAAAAGCUCUAUACAAAACUCCGGAUGUUAUCUUGUCGUUGGCUUACUAGCUUAUUGUGAUGAGUACAUAUAAAUAGAUAAAUAGAGCAGAGAUCCUACGCGUAUAAAGUUCGGCCUGCGAACUGUUGUUACGAACAUUCUCAGAAUGUUCAACCAUCAAACGAAUAAGCUCAACGAUUUUACCCCUUCGUGGUUGAAGCUACCCCCGACAAGGGAACGUCGACCACAGUCGCUUCACUGGCUGCAUAAUAAUAACACCAAUACCUUUCAGUCUCGAAAGGCGGACUCCGUACUUCAAAAAGAUGACUUCCCAUGCUUAGUGGAAGUCCCUAGCAGACAAAAUCGAAAUGGUGGUGCGUCUGCGUGGUCGGCCCCGUUGACUUCGUCGUCCUCAUCGCCUUCGCCUUCACCGACACUACCCAACUCGGCGAGCGCAACUGCCAGCUCAGUUAUUGGCCAGCUCGGUUCGCGGGGUGGGAAUCGCAUGUAUAAAGCUAUGCUACCAAGAAAUCUUACAAGAAGAGUCCUUGCCCCUCGACCCACUAACGUUCAGACUCAACAGCAACAACCACAACUCCAACCAUUGCAACGGCAGUCAACAGCCGAGUUUGACGUGAAAAGCGUUAAUAACAAUCAUAAGGACAGCGACGACCAACAUCAUGACUCCUCCUUGCUACACAGUAAAACGGAUUUUAUGUCUUCGGCAGCUUCCGAAAUUCGUGAUGCUCCGACCAGGGCAACGAUACCUACGAGAUUAUCGCCACCAAUAAUUGAUCGAACCGAAACUACGCUACCCGCAGCAAUUUCAAGCAGUAUCAUUAAUAUUCAUCAAUCAAAUCAACAGCGAAAUCACUACCAAGGCAACGAAAUCUACAAUCAAAACUUAUUUCCACCAGCGUCGCCAUGUUGUGAUGAAGCUGAAGAGCGGCUCUUGCGCGCCAUGGGCUGGAAAAGAGAAGAGCUUGCUGGCGAAGGACCGCUUACUCCAGAAGAAAUCACUGAGGCCAUCCAAUGGGGUCAUCAGAUCGGGAUCAACCACCUUGGAGCCACUCCAUUCCAAAACAGGCAGCAAAAGCAACCUCAUCAACAAGAGCACCAUCAUCACAGUAAAGACGACCUGUUGCAUUAUAAUCGGAGCAAAUCAAAAAGCCUCCAGCAGUUGAAGCAGCCGUUGAAUUACCCUUCAACAGAUCGCACCAAUGGAAAUUUCAACAUUAUCCAUAAACAUGAGCGAGACCUGGCAACGUUAACGGGACGCAGCGCGCAAUUGGAACAGGCGGCACGAAUGGGUUCAGAUCUCAAGCGGGCACUUCUAGCCACGAUGGGCGUCCUUGCCGACAGUGAUAGCGAUUUGGAAGACGAUAAUGAGGAUUCCGAUGAUGAUGCUGAUGAUGGCUGACCAUUGCUACCAGUGUCAACGAUCCCAUGCUGAAGUACUUUUUGGGUGCAGUAGGUAGAGGGCGAACCUACCCGCCGUACAUAACACACUUAUGGAUCCCCGACUGACAAAACAUUUUUGAAGAUGUGCAGAGAAUGGAACUGAAUAGCGAUUCUAUCGAAGCUUAUUAUUGACGUCCGCUUGGGUAAAAGAGGUGGAGUUUUUGUCAAAAAGAAGUCGAAAAAAUGUCGGGCUCCAUCAAACUUGUUCAAACUGCCAUCAUAGACAAUUAUUUUGUGAGUGGCGUAAUAAUGUAGUGACAUAGAAAACACAUAAGUAUGAGCUACCUUUGCAUUAAUCUCAAGCAGAAGAUUUAACUCGCUCACUUUUUGUUCGUUAUUUGUGUCUACCUCUGUGGCGGCAGAUGGGACAAAUGUUAGUCUUUUAUCUUCAUUUCAUGCAGGAUUUUCUUUCAGUGCUUUUUACUGAGGAUAUACUUUAUUUGAACGCGUUCUUAGCUAUCAAAACAAACGGAUCCGAAUGAGUUACGACUCCAUAAGUACUUGUGCUCUUUGAUUUCUGAUCAAUCUCGAACUUUACUUCCCUUUUACUGUCAAACAAUACAUCUACACGAAUUAAGAAGAAUCAAAUUUUUAAUUGAAGUAUUAUUAUGAUUACCAUAACUAUUAUACGGCAACGUGAUUAACGCUGCAAGCAUCAGUAUUGAUAUAGCCGAGGUAUGAGGUUCUUGAAUUUGUUGUAGAUUUGUAACAUGUCAUGUUUCCUUUCACAAAACUUGAGAUAUAGAGACAUUUCUCAAAAAACGCGUCGGCUUGCAUUUGACCCUAAGAAACGUAAAGAUAUUAUUUAGUAACAGCACCACGACGCGGGCUCGGCUGGCCUUACCGUUUUGUCUGAACAUGGGUGCUAAAAUGUAUUUUUAUGGAAGAUUUCUGAUCAACUUUGCACAAGGCCUAGUAUUGUUUUUACCCGUGGCUGACUGAAUAAAUGUGGCAUCGAGGCGUGUAGUUGAGAAGGCAGAUGUUUCUGGACUCAUGUUGGUAUCGUGAUGAACGCGUGGCCAUCAAACGGUCAGUAUGGUCUUGUAUAAGAUAAUACAAAAGACGUUCUUUUCUAAUGAAAAUGCAUGCUGUUAGGUCCAUUGUUAUAAAGGCGUCAGAGUACCUUAUCCCUACGUCGACAUUCAUAGCUACCGAGCUACACAGACACGCAUGGAAAUGGUUUGAAUGCAGUUAGUAUGCAGGAAGCAAGAAAUAAGUUGCCAUAGUUUUGGACGAGCAGGUUUAAGUAUGCAGCUCACAAAGAUCAGCCAAGUUUUAUUGUUACCAUGACCGAUCGGCCGAGCGGAAACGGAGUGCAGAAUAGUGCAAAUGAACACCAGAUUUUGUCGUCAAGGUAAAAAGCAAGCGCAGGAGCUCUCCUGCUGGUUUCAGCAGGCCUGAAAUAUCAGCGAAAAAGCCUGGUUCGAUAUUGAAUAUACAGGUAUAACGCUGUAUGAAGGUGACGUCAUGGACCUUGCUAUGAGCGUCCACCGAGUACAACAUGCAACACCGUCCGCUGCAAAAGUUAUGCAACUGAUCUUUCUCACUCAACUCAAGCCACCCUAUAUAACCAACGAUAUGCUAUUGUGAUGAAGUGUGACGUUUGCUCGACAAUGCAUUGACAAGAUGUAGAUAGUCACAUUAAAGAAAAAAUAAUAAAGCAUUCAGGCUACGUGUCGCAUAGUGAAGAUACCUGGCAAGAAAUAAAAAUAAAAUA
Molecule: messenger RNA, 5223 nt
Organism: Varroa destructor (honeybee mite)
Lineage: Eukaryota; Metazoa; Arthropoda; Arachnida; Mesostigmata; Varroidae
Source: RefSeq, a predicted model, not a curated record